This is a messenger RNA of Panicum virgatum (switchgrass), 1395 nucleotides long. RefSeq lists its product as uncharacterized. The record is from RefSeq and is a predicted model, not a curated record. The coding region runs from base 1 to 1395 and encodes 464 amino acids. The transcript has a single exon. NCBI's taxonomy places the organism in Eukaryota, Viridiplantae, Streptophyta, Magnoliopsida, Poales, Poaceae.
AUGGAAGCGAGGUCUGAAACAACAAUGUAUUGUCGGUGCCUCAAUUACGGAAAUGAUAAGAAAUACUCUGAUUUUGAAGUGGUUUAUGCGCAUUUGAUCGUUCGUGGAUUUGUACCAAAUUACACUUGUUGGAAUAAACAUGGAGAGGAAUGGCCUAAUGAAAGGGGGGAAUGGGUUGCCGAUACCCAAGAAGGGUGCAGGGAUGAUGAUCAAGAUGGGCAAGGCAACUAUGAUCAAGAAGGGUGCAGGGAUGACAUCAAUGAGGAGUGCAUUUUGGAGUUCAGUGACCACCAGUUUGAUGCCUUGGUCGACAAUGUUGAGGAGAUGAUCCAUAAUGUCAGGGGAGAAGAUGAGAUGACUGAAACUGAGCUGCGUAAAUAUAAGCAAUUUGUUGAAGAUUCCAAAAAACCUCUUUAUCCCCAUUGUGAGAAGUACUCGAGGGUAACCGAGGAUCUGAAGCUUCUGCAACUAAAGGCUGCUCAUGGUUGGACAGAUAAGAGUUUCAAAGCAUUGCUUCUUCUCCUGAAAAAUAUGCUGCCAGAGGGGAAGUUGCUACCGGAUACUGUGUACGAGGCCAAGCAGAUUGUGUGUCCCGUGGGAUUGAAAAUUGAAAAAAUUCAUGCAUGCUGGAAUAAUUGUGUCCUGUUUCGUGGAGAGAAUGAAGAUCUGGACAAUUGCCCUGAAUGUGGAAUGUCGAGGUACAAGUGUCGAAAGGAUGGUGGUGAUGAUGGAGAGGAUAGCAUGGAUGAGAGGAAGAAGAAGGGGACUCCUAGGAAAGUUGCAUGGUACUUUCCUCUGGUUUCCAGACUGCAUCGGAUGUUUGCAAACAAGAAGGAGGCGAAGUUGUUGCGUUGGCAUGAGGAGGGACGUAAUAAAGACGGAAUGCUUCGUCACCCUGCAGAUUGUGCUCAAUGGCGACAUUUUGACAACACCUAUGGCUGGUUCGGUGAUGAUCCUAGGAAUAUUAGGUUUGCUCUGAGCACAGAUGGAAUGAAUCCAUAUGGAAACAUGAGUACAUCACAUAGCAUGUGGCCUGUUCUAUUGUCAAUCAUGAAUCUCCCCCCAUGGCUUUGCAAUAAACGCAAGUAUGUAAUGCUGUCAACAUUGGUCUCCGGACCGAAUCAACCCGAUGAUAGAAUUGAUGUGUUCUUCCAGCCCCUCGUCGAAGAUCUUCAGCUCCUUUGGGAAGGUGUGGAGGUUAGGGAUGCUGUCGUCAAUAAACACUUCACUUUGCAUGCUAUGCUGAUGACCACCAUCAGUGACAAUCCGGCUCAUCGUAAUUUGUCCGGGCAGAGCAAAAGGAAGGGUCAAGGUUGCUCCCACUGCUUGUCAGAGACAUGUUCCUUGAGGCUGAAGAACUCGAACAAAUUUGCAUAUAUGGGCCACAGAAGAUGA